Messenger RNA from Dacryopinax primogenitus, 1434 nucleotides. RefSeq lists its product as uncharacterized. Gene Ontology annotation, cellular component: nucleus. The record is from RefSeq and is a predicted model, not a curated record. NCBI's taxonomy places the organism in Eukaryota, Fungi, Basidiomycota, Dacrymycetes, Dacrymycetales, Dacrymycetaceae. Bases 1 to 1341 code for a protein of 446 amino acids. Gene Ontology annotation, biological process: regulation of DNA-templated transcription. The transcript is spliced from 5 exons.
AUGCCUCUCCGUCCGAGGAAGAAGAGACGCUCAAAUACCAGUCGCGCUGUUGCCAUCAUUGACGAGGUUGAAGAUAUCGAGGAUGUAGAGCAGGAGGAAGUGGCAGAGGAGGUUAAUGACGUUGUAGAGCAUCCUGAGGUUACAGGCCAGGAGGAAGCAGACGGAGCCGAAGAGGAGGGCCCUACGGAGGAACAGAUCGAGGAGUGGGAGGCCUUCAGGCAAGAAUACUAUGAGAUCAUCAAUGAGCUACCCGUAUCACUUCAUCGGUCCUACAACCUCAUGCAAGAACUGGACGAACAGGUGGAAGCACACCUUGCUCUUCAACUUCCCGCUAUUAAACAAUAUAUCGCUUUUCGACACGCUUUACUCGAACCACCUCCGGCACCCCCGCCGCUACCAGACGCGACAACCUCCCCCGACGUUCCCCCCGAAUCGUCGAAUUCUGUCCAUCUGGUCGAGAAACCUGUCAGCUCCAGUGGUGCGAGCACAACAACGAUAGACCACACCGUGCAGCUGGUGCAAUCUCCACACGUUAAUGGCAUAACAGAGUCGCCAAAGUCAAAGAAGCGAAAGCGUUCAUCGAAGGAUGAAGGCAGCCCCUCUCGUCGAUCACCGCGCGGCGCGAGCGAGUCCACCACCCUGUCACGCGUCUCUUCCAGAUCAUCUCAGUCCUCUUUGGACCCCAUCACGCCGGACAGCAAGAACCUCAACGGCAUUGUCACCUCUGAAGUCACUAUCUCAAAGGGGACACAGUCACAGGCACAAUCGAAGGAAAUCGAAGUCGAAGCAGCCAGUGUCAUCACCAGACGUAUGCUGGCUCAGAUAGCUCAGCUAUCUCGUGAGUCUUUACGAGCAUCAGACGAGAAGAUUGGCAUAGCCAAGGCCAUGUAUGACCUUGUUGAUCGCCAUGUGCGUUCUCUGGACGCGAAGAUCAAAGAAUAUGAAGCCUCUGUCGCAAUCGGUCUUCGUCCAGGCACGCAUCCCAUGGACGGCACGCUCACCUUCGAAGAGCCCGAAGAGAAACCCGAGUACUCGGACACACGUCGUGGCCGAAAGAGGGACAGGAAGGGCAAGGAGCGGACCGACGAAAACGAAGCGGAGCAGCCGCAGCCCUCCGAUGUGGUGAUCAACAUGCCUAUCAAUGCAAUGGAACCGACAUAUUGCUACUGCCACCGUGUGUCCUUCGGCGAGAUGAUUGGGUGUGAUGCCGAGGACUGCCCGCACGGGGGAUGGUUUCAUUUGGAGUGCCUCGGUCUUGACAAUCCUCCGAAAGGUUCGUUCUUCUGUGAUGACUGUGCAAAGGAACGCAACAAUCCAAAGAAGAAGAGGGGGAGAACAUAGAGACCCCGUCAUGUAUUUUCUUCACUUCUCGGGCUAGUACAGUAGCUGUUCUCGCUGUAAUGUGGCAUCCUGUCGUCUGUUGUUACAAUAGUA